Messenger RNA from Symbiodinium necroappetens, 369 nucleotides. The record is from the annotation of a GenBank genome assembly. NCBI's taxonomy places the organism in Eukaryota, Dinophyceae, Suessiales, Symbiodiniaceae.
AUGUCGUCUUUGGCGACGUUGCGCUGUCUAAAAACCAAGUCCGCAAGAUCCACGGCGAGGAUCAGAGUCCAGGGUCUGGUGGCUGGCCUACUGUCCGCUUCUUCAACAAGGAGACUGGAUACGGAGGCAAGCCGUAUCCAAAGAAGACAAGUAUGGCCAUGUGCGACGAGCUUGGCCCGAAGGAGAACUACCUCCGUGAGUGGAUCGAGGAGUUUGCGACGCUCUGCGAUGCAAACGCGACCGACAAGAAGGGCUGCAGCGAGCAGCAGCUCAAGUUCAUCGAGAAAUGGGCCGGAAAGUCCGCCGCAGAGCUCAAGUCGCAGCUCACGCGUCUCAAGGGCAUGCUCGAGAAGGACGGGGCUUCUAUGA